UGUUUUAACUGUGCGUCGAGAAUACGUGAUGGAUAAAACGUUUCUUGACAAGAUUUGUCUCGAUAAAACUUCAGUAUUAACGUGCGGUCGUAAUUUGAUAAGCACUAAACAACUCAACUGCGAUUAUUUAAACACAUUUUAAGAUCGAUAUUGUGAAAAACGCGGUUUUUAAUCACGGCGACAACCGAAGCUAACCUUAUUCUCAUUUUUAUAAGAAAAAGAACGCCACUGUGUUUUGUGUUUCUGUUUACUUAACCCACACGACUUAACUAUUUACAGCCAUUUUGUGUCGCUAACUUUUAUUUUGCUAGUGUAAUGCUUCCUUUUGUGAACAAUAAUUUUAAAUAAGUAUCUACUUUCUUUGUCAAAAUGUCAGAGGAUCCGGAUCCCGAGCUGUACAGGUUAGAAGGUGAAUCAAAUCAAACUGGAGGUUUGAUCAUUCGUAAAAAGGCUUCGGAUCACACCUUCAAGAAACCGCAAACGUCUGUAUUAGGAUUAGACAAAUUAGCAGAGCGUAAGCGGAGAGAAAAUUCGCAAGAACCUGGCAGCGCCAGGUCUAGUCCUAGCACUAGCCAAUCGCCGGACCACAACCCCGAUCCUAAGGAACGCAAGUACCGCCUUCACGAAGAAGAAACUCCAACUCAUACUGGUGGAGUCAAUUCAGAAGCACGACGAAGAUUGGAAGACAGAUUAAGUCGUCAAAAAAUAGAUGCUCAAGAUCGAUUGUAUAGGGAGAGACGUAGGAAGGAUAGGGAACGUGACAGAGAUAGAAGUCGAAGCAGAGACAGCGUGCGCCAAACGCCGAUGAGAUUUAAAGAUGAACCUCAAACGCCAAAAUUCAGAACAAAGGAUUCAACUUCUCGGAGUAAUUGGGACGACGACGAUGAUUUUGAACCAAGAAAAUCAACAUGGGAUCAUCCAACACCAAAACUUUAUGGAUCCAAAGAUCCAAAAGAUAGUGUUAGAAGCGAAUGGACGCCUUCGUAUAAGUAUAACUCUUGGAUCAAAGAGCGCAAAGCAUCUGGAGCUACUCCGAUGACCGAUGGAGAAGAAAGAGAAAUGUGGGAAGAAGAACAGAGAAGACUGGAUCGGGAAUGGUAUGCCUUAGAUGACGGAGAAAAUCGUCCAUUUGCUGACGUCUCCGAAGAGUAUGCACAAAAAAAGGAAAUGGAGAUGGAAGCAAAGCGUGAGAGACGAGUGUCAGCUCAGCAGCGACAAAUAAAUAAGGACAACGAACUAUGGGAGCGCAACAGAAUGUUGACUUCGGGCGUAGUAAGUUCCCUGGAACAUGACGACGAUCCUGAUGACGAAGGAGAAGCCAGAGUUCAUCUUUUAGUUCACAACGUAGUGCCACCUUUCCUAGAUGGUCGCAUCGUGUUCACAAAGCAGCCCGAGCCAGUGGUACCGGUCCGAGAUCCAAGUUCAGACAUGGCUGUGGUUGCACGAAAAGGAUCAGCACUCGUACGGGCCUACAGGGAGCAGAAAGAACGGCGUAGAGCACAGCGUAAGCAUUGGGAAUUAGCAGGCACAGCAAUUGGAAACAUUAUGGGAGUAAGCGGUCCUGAUGGCAAGCCGGCAGCUGAAGGGGAUCAACAAGGUCAAGAUACUGACUUCAAAGCAGGGCAGAAGUACGCUCGUCACAUUAACACUGGCGAAAGCUCCGGCGAUUUUAAGCAUAAGACAAUUCAGAAUCAGCGAAGAAGUCUACCCGUCUUUGCAGUGAGACAGGAGCUGUUGAAUGUUAUCAGAGAAAAUAGCGUUGUCGUCAUAGUUGGAGAAACUGGUAGCGGAAAAACUACUCAGCUGACACAAUACCUGCAUGAAGAUGGCUACAGCCGUUACGGUAUCAUAGGUUGCACUCAACCUCGCAGAGUUGCAGCUAUGUCUGUAGCUAAACGAGUAUCCGAUGAAAUGGCUACACCAUUGGGGGAAAAAGUUGGCUACGCAAUUCGUUUUGAAGAUUGUACUUCAAAAGAGACUGUCAUCAAGUACAUGACCGAUGGGAUUCUUCUACGAGAGAGUUUAAGAGAAGGUGAUUUGGACCGAUAUAGCGUCGUUAUCAUGGAUGAAGCUCACGAAAGAUCUCUGUCCACUGAUGUACUAUUUGGACUACUGAGAGAGGUGGUGGCACGUAGGCACGAUUUGAAGCUUAUAGUAACAUCAGCAACUAUGGACUCGACAAAAUUCUCAGCAUUCUUUGGCAACGCAGCUACUUUUGCAAUUCCUGGUCGUACUUUCCCAGUUGAAAUAAUCCAUGCCAAGAACUCAGUCGAGGAUUAUGUCGAUGCCGCAGUUAAACAAGUCUUGCAAAUUCAUCUUCAACCCCGAAGUGGAGAUAUUCUGGUAUUCAUGCCUGGACAAGAAGAUAUCGAAGUGACAUGCGAGGCUCUCAAAGAACGUCUCGGGGAAAUUGAUUCUGCACCUCCACUCUCUAUACUUCCAAUCUAUUCCCAAUUACCAUCCGAUCUUCAAGCUAAAAUAUUUCAACGAGCAGAAGGGGGCUUUCGUAAAUGCGUUGUGGCAACAAAUAUCGCAGAAACCUCCCUAACUGUGGAUGGCAUUGUAUUUGUCGUUGACUCAGGGUACUGCAAACUAAAAGUCUAUAAUCCAAGAAUAGGUAUGGAUGCGCUACAGGUAUAUCCUGUCUCAAGAGCGAAUGCUGAUCAAAGAGCAGGUCGAGCUGGACGUACAGGACCAGGACAUUGCUAUCGCCUUUAUACCCGCCGUCAGUAUAUGGACGAGUUACUUCUUACCGGAGUACCAGAAAUUCAGAGAACCAAUUUAGCCAACACGGUCCUCCUUCUGAAAUCUCUUGGGGUGCAGGAUCUACUUGCUUUUCACUUCAUGGACCCUCCUCCUCAGGAUAAUAUCCUCAAUUCUCUAUAUCAGUUGUGGAUCUUAAGUGCUCUGGAUCAUACAGGACGCCUUACUCCACUCGGACGGCAGAUGGCCGAAUUUCCUCUGGAUCCUCCACAAUGUCAAAUGCUUAUCGUUGCCUCUCAGCUUGGCUGCACCGCUGAUAUUCUCAUUAUAGUUUCAAUGCUCUCCGUACCAUCGAUCUUCUACAGACCAAAGGGACGAGAGGAAGAUUCAGACUCUGCUAGAGAAAAGUUCCAGGUACCAGAAUCUGAUCACUUGACAUUCUUGAAUGUGUACAACCAGUGGAAAUCCAAUGGCUAUUCAACCUCUUGGUGUAACGACCACUUUAUACAUGGUAAAGCAAUGCGAAAAGUGAGAGAAGUGCGUCAACAACUAGAAGAGAUACUUAAGCAACAAAAAAUAGAAGUUGUAAGCUGUGGCACAGACUGGGAUGUGGUGAGGAAAUGUAUUUGUUCAGCAUAUUUCCAUCAAGCUGCACGUCUCAAAGGUAUAGGAGAGUACGUUAACUGUCGUACAGGAAUGCCUUGUCAUCUUCAUCCUACGUCAGCCUUGUUCGGUAUGGGAUUCACCCCUGACUACGUUGUUUAUCACGAGCUAGUAAUGACUGCCAAAGAAUACAUGCAGUGCGUUACCGCUGUCGAUGGUCACUGGCUAGCCGAGCUUGGCCCAAUGUUCUUUAGUGUCAAAGAGACAGGGCGUAGUGGCAGAGCCAAGCGACAACAAGCACUUCAGCAUCUUCAUGAAAUGGAAGGGCAAAUGAAGGUCGCUGAGGAAGAGAUGCGACUACGAGCGCAAGAGCAGCUUGAAAAGGAACAAGCUGCAGUGAGGAAGAAAGAGAUUUUAACUCCUGGUGUAAGAGAACCUGGCACACCAGUAAGUUAUCGGAAAACUCCUGGCCGAUUCGGAUUGUGAUUGAUUAUAAAUUUGCAAGUACUAUACAGUAUGUUUUGCACGUAAUGACUCAUAUCUUGCAAUUAGAUAUUUUAAGUAAAUAUUAAGGAACACGAAUCCAUUUCUGAAAAAUUUGUAUAUAUGGACCAGAUUUCACAUGUAUCACGUUUGCUGGCUUCCGUUUACAAUGCUUUUUCUGAAUUCUACUCUAUUAUACCUAGGUGUAGCAUAUAGUUUCAUUCAAAUAUCAUAGUACGUAAGCGAUUGUAAUGAAUGUAUGAAUUAAAAUAUCACCGGGCAAUGCUAGA
Messenger RNA from Diprion similis, 4079 nucleotides. Its product is annotated as pre-mRNA-splicing factor ATP-dependent RNA helicase PRP16. The transcript is spliced from 8 exons. Gene Ontology annotation, molecular function: RNA binding; ATP binding. Gene Ontology annotation, biological process: mRNA splicing, via spliceosome. The coding region runs from base 370 to 3792 and encodes 1140 amino acids. Lineage: Eukaryota; Metazoa; Arthropoda; Insecta; Hymenoptera; Diprionidae. Gene Ontology annotation, cellular component: intracellular anatomical structure; spliceosomal complex. The record is from RefSeq and is a predicted model, not a curated record.